Molecule: messenger RNA, 1767 nt
Organism: Loxodonta africana (African savanna elephant)
Lineage: Eukaryota; Metazoa; Chordata; Mammalia; Proboscidea; Elephantidae
Product: olfactory receptor 52K2-like
Exons: 1
Coding region: 74-1024 (316 amino acids)
Biological process (GO): G protein-coupled receptor signaling pathway
Cellular component (GO): plasma membrane
Molecular function (GO): olfactory receptor activity; G protein-coupled receptor activity
Source: RefSeq, a predicted model, not a curated record
UGAUGCACUGAUUUCAAAGUGUCCCCUGUUCGUUUCUCCCUAGGAAUCAGACUUUGAGAAGCUCAGGUUAGAGAUGUCCGCUUGCAAUAACUCCGUUCCUCAGCCUUUGGUAUUUAUCCUUGAUGGAAUCCCUGGUCUGGAAUCUUCCCAUGGCUGGAUCUCUGUGCCUUUUUUCUUGGCAUUUAUUAUUACAGUCAUUGGUAAUGUCACCAUUUUAUAUAUCAUCCAGGAGGAGAAGAGCCUUCAAGAGCCCAUGUUUCUCCUCCUGGCCAUGCUGUCAGCAGUUGACCUAUCCUUGGUCAGUGUCACUGUGCCCCGCAUGCUGGCUAUCUUCUGGAUGAAUGCCAAGGAAAUCAGCUUCAAUGCUUGCCUCACGCAGAUGUUUUUUGUUUCUUCCUUUUAUGUCAUGGAGUCUGGAAUCCUCCUGGCCAUGGCUUUUGAUAGAUUUGUGGCUAUCUGGAACCCUCUGAGAUAUACGACCAUCCUCGAUAAAAACAUUCUUUUGAAGAUGGCACUGGCUGUCGUGGCAAGGGCAGUGGCAGUGCUGACCCCAGCACCCAUCCUUGCAAAAAGCCUGGAAAGCUUCCAAACCCACGUUAUUGCUUACUCCUACUGUGCUUACAUGGCUGUGGUAAAGAUAGCCUGUGGAGACAUUUCUAAUCACAUUGUCCAUAGCCUCAUGGUUAUUGUAGCAUCUGUGGGACUUGAUCUGUUUUUUAUCAUUCUGUCUUAUGGAAUGAUCCUUCAUGCUGUCUUUCGGAUACCGUCUUGGGAGGCACGGAGCAAAGCUCUCAGCACAUGUGGCUCUCAUCUCUGUAUCAUUGCUCUCUUUUAUUCUCCUGUUGUCUUUUCAGUCCUGGCUCAGAUUUUAGGCUACCAUAUGGCUCCCCACCUACAGACCAUCUUUGACAACCUAUAUUUCCUGGUGCCUCCCAUGAUCAACCCCUUGAUUUAUGGGGCCCGAACCCAGCAGAUAUGGGAAAGGGUACUGCGGAUCCUCCACUGUCAUAGAGACAGAGGUUGAUACCUUAGGUGGACAGGAGAUCUGGGGAUGUGGAUCUAGAAAUCAUGUGAGUUUGGAGAUAGAGGUGAUUUUUGUCAGGUUUGUGGGUUCAUGGGAAAAGGAAUAACUAAGGCAAUAGUACGACUCAACUAGUAACUGUGAAAUGCUCUUUUGGUCAAUACGUAGUUUUUAUGAAACCCUCAAAAUAAAAAUUCCCCUCCCUAAUACUUAUAUAAGUAGUAAAAUAAGAGGGAAUCUUAUUGUUAAUCAAUACAAUGAUGGUCUAAUUGCCGCACAUCAAUUAAUUUAGAAACUCACUCUUAGAUGACAGGAGGCGAAAAUACAAUUUGGUUAUAAAUACUUGAGACAGGAAAAAUAAUUUUCCAAUGAUUCUUGUUUAUUGUUUUUCUUUCUUAUUAAAUACAGUUCUGGUAUUUCACCAACAGAGAAUUAUGUAUCAUGAGUAUAUCAGUAAACUCUCUUUUGCUGUCUGAAGGGUUUUAAUAGGAAAGGACCAUCUUAGGAUAAUGUGGCACCAGCUAUAUAAUAGACUGGACCUGAGAUGUAGGUAUUUUACAGAUGAAAAACCUGGAUACCUAAAAAAAACUAUCUUUUCUGUAGCUUUACUUUUCAUCCAUCUGACAUCAUCUAUUGCCACAAAUUCAAGAACCCAAAUCUGUGCCUUAGACCAUUAAUUAUGUCUGUGCUUCAGGGAAAAAAAUAUAUAUAUGUACGUAUAUGUAUAACUACCUUGUGAAUCACUG